Chaetura pelagica (chimney swift) is the source of this 2081-nucleotide messenger RNA. RefSeq names its product CTP synthase 2 (gene CTPS2). Bases 41 to 1798 code for a protein of 585 amino acids. The record is from RefSeq and is a predicted model, not a curated record. The transcript is spliced from 18 exons. Gene Ontology annotation, molecular function: identical protein binding; CTP synthase activity. Gene Ontology annotation, biological process: CTP biosynthetic process; pyrimidine nucleobase biosynthetic process. NCBI's taxonomy places the organism in Eukaryota, Metazoa, Chordata, Aves, Apodiformes, Apodidae. Gene Ontology annotation, cellular component: cytoophidium; cytoplasm.
AUUUCCAGCUCAGGAUCAGUGUGCUUGUGCUGAUUUUCUGAUGAAGUACAUCCUAGUAACUGGUGGUGUCAUCUCGGGCAUUGGGAAAGGGAUCAUUGCAAGCAGCAUAGGCACCAUACUAAAAUCAUGUGGUCUACGUGUCACUGCAAUCAAAAUUGAUCCAUACAUAAACAUAGAUGCUGGAACCUUUUCACCAUAUGAACAUGGUGAAGUUUUUGUAUUGAAUGAUGGUGGAGAAGUUGACUUAGAUUUGGGAAAUUAUGAGAGGUUUUUGGACAUCAAUCUGUAUAAAGAUAACAACAUCACCACUGGAAAGAUUUAUCAGCAUGUCAUUAAUAAAGAAAGACAUGGUGAUUACCUGGGAAAAACUGUUCAAGUUGUUCCACACAUCACUGAUGCGGUUCAGGAAUGGGUAAUGAAUCAGGCAAAAGUCCCAGUGGAUGAUGACAGAGAAGAGCCACAAAUUUGUGUAAUUGAGCUGGGUGGAACCAUUGGAGACAUUGAAGGAAUGCCAUUUAUUGAAGCCUUUAGACAGUUUCAGUUCAAAGCAAAAAGGGAGAACUUCUGUAAUAUCCAUGUUAGUCUAGUACCACAGCCUAAUGCUACGGGUGAACAGAAGACAAAACCAACACAGAACAGUGUUCGAGCACUGAGAGGCCUAGGCUUGUCUCCAGAUUUGAUUGUCUGCAGAAGUGCAAAACCUAUAGAAAUGGCAGUAAAGGAAAAGAUUUCCAUGUUUUGCCACGUGGAGCCUGAGCAGGUGAUAUUUAUCCAUGAUGUUUCUUCUACUUACCGAGUACCAAUCCUGUUGGAGGAGCAAGGUAUCAUUAAGUAUUUUAAGCAGAGGUUAAACUUACCUAUUGAUGACCAGCCAAGUGAUCUUCUAAUGAAAUGGAAGAAAAUGGCCGACAGGUAUGAAAGGUUGCUGAAGGUGUGUUCCAUAGCUCUCGUUGGCAAGUACACAAAGCUAAGUGAUUGCUAUGCAUCUGUUUUCAAGGCUCUGGAACACUCUGCGCUGGCAAUUAAUCACAAACUUGAAUUAAUGUACAUAGAUUCAACAGAACUGGAACGUUCUACAGAAGCAGAGAACUCUGUGAAAUAUCACCAGGCAUGGCACAAACUAUGCAAAGCAGAUGGAAUUCUGGUCCCAGGAGGGUUUGGAAUUAGGGGAACAGAAGGCAAACUUCAAGCUAUCUCCUGGGCACGAACAAAGAAAAAACCUUUUCUUGGAGUUUGCCUGGGAAUGCAAUUAGCAGUUGUGGAAUUUGCAAGAAACUGUUUGAAUUGGAAAGAUGCAAAUUCUACAGAAUUUGACCCAGACACAAAAACCCCUGUUGUUAUUGACAUGCCAGAACACAAUCCUGGAGAUAUGGGUGGAACAAUGAGACUGGGGAAGAGGAGGACUGUUUUCAAAACAGAAAAUUCUGUUUUACGGAAACUUUAUGGCGAUGAAGUGUUUGUAGAGGAGCGACACAGGCAUCGAUAUGAGGUGAACCCAGAAUUGACUCACUGCUUUGAAGAGAAAGGUUUGAAAUUUGUUGGCCAUGAUACAGAAGGGAACAGAAUGGAAAUUAUUGAACUGGAGAAUCACCCAUAUUUUGUCGGAGUUCAGUUCCACCCAGAGUUUUCCUCAAGACCUAUGAAACCUUCACCACCUUACCUUGGACUGUUGCUAGCAGCAACUGGGACACUCAGUGCAUACCUGCAACGUGGAUGUAAAUUGUCUCCAAGUGAUAGCUACAGUGACCUCAGUGAUGACAGCUCUCCAGAGAAAGAGUUUAAUCCAGAAACAAGCUGAAAAUGUUAUGUGAGAUCACAGAAAUGGAUGAUGCUAUUGAGAAAGUUGGGAACAGGACAAUAUUGAAUAGAAGAAAGUAGAAGAGUAAGCUGCUUACGGUCCUCGUAGUGUUUUCUCCUAUACUGUUUUCAGUAAUUCUCUUUAGAGAGAUUAAAAACUGUUCUGUAUAAAUGCUGCUUCUCUUUAAAAAAAUGGUUGUGCACCUUAGCUGUUAAUCAUUAUUGAUCUUGUCCUGUAUUUCAGAAUGAUCUCAGGUGAAUAUGUAUUAAUUCACUGGUUCACA